CGCAGAAAGGGUUCCGAGCAGCGUUAGCGGUAACACGGCACUCACUCUCUCUCACCUUCACGAGGAGCCGUAGGUUUCUGUAGCUAGGCAGUUGGCCAGUCGGGAGUCGUGAGGCCGCCUUUGCAACGUGUAGAUGUCAACAAAUUUUGUCUUUUUUUGGUCAACCGGCACAGUCCCAGCAGCUCAAAGGAUUUUUCCAUCUUUUGGAAACCGGGAGUCAGUGGACGUGAAUUCAACAUGCUCUGCAAGAAGAAGCACCAGGAGCUGAAGCCUGCCUCGCCAAGCCCUGCCGAGGAGGACAGCCAAGAGGGGGACGAGAACAAGAUUAGGGGCAACUGGACCAACCGCAUGGACUUCAUGCUGUCAGUGAUUGGCUAUGCGGUGGGCCUAGGCAAUGUCUGGCGGUUCCCGUACCUCUGCUACCGAAACGGAGGGGGAGCAUUCCUGGUGCCUUACCUGAUGAUGUUGUGCCUAGCUGGAUUCCCACUGUUUAUCAUGGAAGUUGGGCACGGCCAGUUUGCCAGCAAGGGCUGCAUUGGGGCUUGGUCCAUUGCGCCCAUCUUCAAAGGUAUUGGGUACUCCAUGUGUUGCGUGACCAUCCUGUGUUGCAUCUACUACAACGUUAUCAUCGGCUACACCAUCUUCUACUUCUACUCUUCCUUCACCACCGAGGUGCCCUGGAGGACCUGCAACAACACCUGGAACACGGAGAGCUGCAUGACGUCCAACUUCACCGAGGAUGCCACCCGGCCAUCCGCCGAGUUCUGGAAUAACAUGGUCCUCGCGCGCUCGGAGGGCUUGCAUGAGAUGGGACCCAUCCGCUGGCAGAACCUGGUGUGCCUGAUCAUCGCAUGGAUCAUUGUGUUUGUUUGCAUCAGUAAAGGCGUCAAGUCCUCCGGAAAGGUGGUGUACUUCACUGCGACCUUUCCCUACGUGGUUCUAAUCAUCUUGCUUAUCCGGGGCGUGACCCUCCCUGGAUCUCUCCAGGGGAUCCUGUUCUACAUCCGGCCUGACUUCAGCCGCCUCGCCGAUGCCAAUGUUUGGAAGGACGGCGCCGUUCAGAUCUUUUAUUCUCUGGGCCCGGCCUGGGGAGGCCUGCACACCAUGGCCAGCUACAACAAGUUCCACAACAACUUCUACAGGGAUUCCCUCAUUCUGGCCGGUGUCAACUGUGGCACGAGUAUCCUGGCAGGCUUCGUCAUCUUCUCGGUGAUUGGGUUCAUGGCUGAAGACAUGCAGCUGCCGUUGGCCAACGUCACGGACAAUGGUCCUGGCCUCGCCUUUGUGGCCUACCCAGAAGCCCUGGCCAGGAUGCCCAUUGCCCCACUCUGGUCCGUGCUCUUCUUCUUCAUGUUGUUCACCCUUGGUCUGGAUAGCCAGUUUGUCAUGAUGGAGACUGUCAUCACUGCCGUCUGCGACGAGCUCCAGAGCUUCUUCCCAAGAAUCUUCAAGUUCAAGACCUGGAUCACCCUGAUCACCUGCUUCAUCUGUUUCCUGCUAGCCUUGCCAAUGGUCACAAACGGAGGCAUUUACAUCUUCUCUUUGAUGGAGACGUACUCGGCCGGCUUCUCUAUCCUGACCAUUGGAUUUGUGGAAUGUGUUGUCAUUGCCUACGUGUAUGGAUCCAAACGUUUCCUGAAGGACAUGAAAGUCAUGCUAGGUUUCCAGCUCAACAUCUACUGGAGGAUUUGCUGGAUGCUAUUAUCACCUGCCAUCAUCACGUUUAUCUUCAUCUUUUGGGCCAUCACCUAUACCUCCUUGACAUACUAUGAGUACACCUACCCGCUGUGGGCGGAGUGCUUGGGCUGGCUGAUGAUCAUGGCAGGUGUGGUGUUCAUGCCGGCCUACGCCAUCUACUACAUGAUCAUCUACGGCAAGGGGACCAUCCAAGAGCGAUUUGCCCAGGGCCUUCGGCCAGAAGAAAGCUGGGGCCCGGCACUGGACAAGCACCGCCUGGAAGCUGGCUACCCGCUGCUGGCACCCGGCGACGACUUGGUCUCUACCAAGAAAGUCAACGGAGGAAGUUAUGAGAUGGUCGCUUCAGUGGACACCUCUGUCAAAGUCACAGAACCCGUCUAGUCCAGAUUAGGGGGACAAGGCUUUCUGGUGGGGAUUCAUAUUUGAUGUAAAUCUGUAAGCAGCAUUAGAGGUAGCUUGAAAUGUUUAUUGCGUAGGUUGUAUUAUUUAUUAUUUUUUUGAUAAUUGAGUAAUACAUAUUAGCAUAUUGGUAAUAAUCUGUAGACCUGUAAAUUUCUUCAUUGAAAAAGUCUGAGCUCCUUAGUCAAUGGUUGUACAGAGACAGUUUUCAUUCCGGUGCGCUGAAUAUGCCCAUGCUCAGAAUUACAUCUGUGAACAUUUCACUGAAGCAUAUGUAACAUGAAGAAUAAUAGGAAAUACUCAAACAUGGUUUCUUGGAAAAACUCUAGUUUGGAAUGGUGACCAUGGACAGGAUAGACUCUCCGUCUUUGUUGUUUCCGUUUUUCGUUGGUUUUUUAGGGGGUGGAGUGAUGGUAUACUUUAGAGCAGUAGAAUUUGGCUUUUUCUUCAUUUUUGAAGUUUCAAAUGAUGAGAUUGGUAAAUAUGGUUGUGAGUCAGCCUGAUAAUUACCUCUUCCCCCCAAAAAAAACGUCUGUAAAGCCAGAACAUUAAGUUUGUUGUGUUUAAAGGGUUUGUCAUUUCAUUUAGUUUUCACUGGUAAUGGGAAAUUUGAGGUUUUAGCAGUCAAAGAAACGAAAUGUUGUUCACGAGGGAAAAAAGCUCUGUUCCACAUCUAUGUGACUCGGCCAUUUCCGUUGCGCACACAAUGAAACAAUAUACAGACAGCUAGUAAGGGGGAUUGUGCACUUUGGGAGCCUAUUCCUAUAAUAGAAGGAAAGAUAAUAUUAAAGCUUUCAGGCUCGCCUAAGUAGAUGACCUUCAUUUGUAAGAUUAAAAAACAGAGGCGCCCCCAAAUACACAAUCCCCUUAGCAAAAAUGCACAAACUAUGCAAUUUUUCCAAACAGAAAUAUGUUACUGGAGAUACGCAGAAUCCACACAAGUGCCCAAAAGAUUUGGAGAAUUCCAAGGGAGGACACACACUCCAACCUGGACAGGCGGCCAUCAAAGGCUGCGCGUGUUGAAGUUCAGACCAACUCUGUCAUUUUGAUGCCGACAAGAAAAUGGCCAUGCUGUACGCAGUCUUAGCGAUAGUUUGGGCACUGUCACUCCGGCAGCGGGGAACCAAUAAGAAAUAAGGGUUUGGAUUAUAAACAGAACUUAUGUAAGGUCAAAGGUUUUCUUUAUUUCUGUGAAAUCAGUGGGGGUUUUUUUGUAUUAAAGAGACAUUAAUUUACUGUAACAGCUAAAAGGUGUGGAGUUAGUGCAGACUAAUCCGAGGAAAUGCAAUAACUGCAGUGGCACUGCACUCGUGCACAGGUGCGUGCAUUGACAGGUGCGUGCAUUUAGCAAAUUACGACACCCUGUUGGUCAAAGAGGCGUGUACAUGUAAUGCGCGCCUACCACCUGUCCAAGAGCAUUGUGCCUCCACAGUAACAGCAUCUCAUUCUGGUUGCCGAAUCACACUAUACGCCGAACCUCUGCUAUUUUUCAGGAACAUAUUAGAAAGUGUACUGGGUUGGCACAUUUGCAUGCAGUGCCCUGUGCUAAAUACGCAAGGGGCCAUCACAUGUUCGUUCCUGUCCAUAUUUUGAUGUUCCGAUGGGAUGUUCUCUAGUUUUGCACUUUUUGCCUGAGUACAAGGCGAACUGAAAUUGAACAAUCGUCUUCAGUUUAGGGUGCAUUCACAGUAAAGUACAUGUGUUGGUGCCCAUGGUAAGUUUGCCUGAGUGCGUUUGCAUUCAGUAGAUCUAUCUGGACGCCAUUUUUUUUGAAAAAUGACAACUGCGUGUAUAACGUCAACUGGUGUGUAUGGGCGCGGUAUGCAGAUGUUCUACACUUGCGUGCAUGUUCAUCCAAAUAUCUCUGAAAAAGGACGCUGCCAAAGCGUGUCACAAAAUUUGUAGUAAAUAAUGCCGAUGCACGUGGCAAUCUGAAGGAAGUGACGACAUUUGAGAGAGACAUGAGCACCGUGAGAGUAACACCCGAAAAGGGAAGAACAGAUGUCUGAAAUAUCUCCCAAACAAUCCGUAGGGUUCAACUUGUGGCUAAUUACAUGGUAGUGUCUAGAUUCCUUUGAACAACGUACUUCGAAAGUGUUAGUGCCAAUUCCUGGAAGUGCGCGCAUUGAUAUGACCAAAAGAGGACUUUUUCCACUGUAAAUCUAUUUUUGGAAAAGUAUUAUGAGUUGCGGAAGGGUUACUGAUGCGUUAACAGUUUAGUGAAGGGUUACUGAACAGUUUAGGGAAUUCUGACAAAUUAACCUAUGAACAGUGCCGGAUAUGUGGGACCUUGAGCAGUUGCCAAGUGCCCAAGUUAAUUUCCUGUCGGUCCGACAUGCUGCCGUCCAAGAAAGAUCAUGAGAUGUAUUUCCACCCCUAAAAUUUAAUCUCUCGCGCGAGGUUAUUUGCUGUGGAGUAAAAUCAUGUCUGUUGGCAGAAAAGAAGUGGUGCUUGGAAUUUACUAUUUUUUUCCCAGAUGGUAAAGUUAAAACUCAAGUUGAAGAGGUUUCACUUUUGAUACAGUGUUCGUUACAAGUUGAAGAAUGCAGCUGUGAAUGGUUUCGGGAGAUGUACAGGCAAAUGGUGUUGUUUACAUGAAUAAAUUAACUUUUGUAGGUAGAGUUUCAGUGUAGAAAUAUUAGCAAUAAAGUGACUUUAGGCAAGCUUUUUUUACAUAGAAAUAUCGUGUAUGUACAUGUCAUUGUGUGCAUUUUAGCACAUCUUGGGAUGGAGUUAAUUUGUAUUUUUUGGUUUAGUAAUUUGCACGUCAAUUGUUUGGUGGAAGAUUUUGCCAACACGCCAAGCAGUGUGAAUUUAACUUGAAGGGCAAUCAUUGUUAAGAAACAGUUGGGUUGACAUUGGUCAACCGAGUGUCGCAUUGGCAGCAUUUGCACAUAUACCUUCAAAUGGGUCGGACUGGGUUUGAUUCCAUUCAAGUGAAGUAGAAUAGGCAGUGGGAGUUGGUGAAAGGAGAGUGAUUGGUGCAGGCAGAGCAGGAUGGUGAUAGAUAUUGAAUUAUUCAUGAAUGUAGUAGUGUUGUUUAAAGAAGAGUGUUGAAGUUCCAGCUUGGUGCUGAUGGAGGCUGUUCAGUCAAGCCUUGCCAUUGUUUGACGAAGUGUUUCAAAUGGAAAGUGAGAUGUUGUUCGAGGCACUGCUCACAUUGAGCAGCCGUUAGUGAGUCCAUUGGAGAGGAUUGGAGGCAGUCUCAGUGAGUGUAAGUUGCUGUUGGUGAGCAUCCAAGUUAACCUUGUGAGAUGCUCACGGAAAGCCAAACCCAGAAGCCCUAACCAGCUUAAGCCAGGAAGUCAUUCCCAGCUGGCUCCCUUCAGCUCAGUUUGAUCAAAGACCAAUUAUCAACCAAUAGUUAAGAUGUUUAUCCAAGUACCAGGCAAAAUUAGCCACUGGUUGACAAAUAGCUUCCUGAUCGAACUGGGCCCAAGCUGCUCACAAAUAAGCAGCUUAGAAAAAGCAAGCUACUCGGGUCCAGUGGGCAGCUAACAGCCAGCGAGUUGCACACAGCCCGCAAACACACUUGCUCAGAGCAGAAGAAAAAAACGGGAAAGCUGCUCAAAAACCAUGUGAGCCACUUGGAUUCUCGCCAUAGGCGAGUGGUUUCUCGCCAUGGGCGAGCGGUUUCUCAGCAAAUUAGCAACAGUCAGAAAGCAAUGCUGUCACAGUGAUGAGCCUGACACUUUUUGAGUCAUUUGUAGUUGCACAGAUGUGCAUUGUAAAUGUAGCCUUGAAGCAGUGAUUGGUGGUUUGUGCAUCCAGUAAUGCAUAAGUUUGUAUCUCUCUCCGAGAUCUUAAAUGGGAAAGUGCAUGGAGGAAAUGGUGCCGCUUGCAACAUGUAAUAUUUAGCAAUGUUUUCUUUAAGGUUACACAGGGUAAUGCACGGAGUCAGGUCCUGCAAUUAUUCCAUGCACCUGUGGGAUCUCUGUUCUCCUUAAUUAGUAGUUCAUAAAUCUGACAAUAUUGGAAAGAAGGGACAAUUGCCAGCCGUUACCUUUGUAUUUUUCACCACACCACCAGUUGUCAAUUGCCUAACUGCGACAAUGGGUGGGUGCUAUUCGAGGGAGACUAUCUUUAUGUAAGCCCCACCACAUUUGUAUUCCUCAGCAUUUGAAUUUUCUAGUUUAAUACUCCUUUUGUCUCCACGUAUUCUUUUAUCCAUUUGUAUAUCAUGGAUAUCUGCUUAUCAAAUGCAUCUUCAUUUAAUUUUCUCUAUAUAUUGAAUUAUCUCAUUUUCCCGUAUGGAGGACAGAAUGGUUGUAUUAAGAAAAAACAGUAAUUCAUCCAUGAAAUACUAAAUUUUCUGUUUUUUUUUAUUGCUUGGAUUAACUUUGAAACGACUCUACUCUAAAGUGAGGAAACAACCCAGAAUUUGGAAAUGGUUUUUUGAGUUAGAAAGUCCCAUGACAUUGGUUUCAAUUUUAAAUGAAGUACAUGUAUAUGUGUCGUUCUUCAUCUGAGGUAUUAAUAUGUCUCUGAAGCUUUUGGAAAUGAGAGAAUUUAAUGCUUGGAAAAAAAUCCCUGAAAUUGAAAGGACUGAAAAUAGUUAUCACAUUUUGGGCUUAUUAUGCCCCACCAACAAGGUCGAAGGGGCAUACUGUUUCACCUUUGUCCUUCCGUGGGUGUCACUGAGUUUGUUUCUGCAUUCAAUUGGGGACCCUGAACAAUAGAGGACAAGAAGGUCCCCGAUUGACAGAGGGUCCCCGA
Molecule: messenger RNA, 6813 nt
Organism: Acanthaster planci (crown-of-thorns starfish)
Lineage: Eukaryota; Metazoa; Echinodermata; Asteroidea; Valvatida; Acanthasteridae
Product: sodium- and chloride-dependent glycine transporter 1-like
Biological process (GO): nitrogen compound transport; amino acid transport; sodium ion transmembrane transport
Cellular component (GO): plasma membrane
Source: RefSeq, a predicted model, not a curated record